This is a messenger RNA of Elgaria multicarinata webbii, 387 nucleotides long. RefSeq names its product fatty acid binding protein 6 (gene FABP6). Gene Ontology annotation, biological process: fatty acid transport. Gene Ontology annotation, molecular function: fatty acid binding. NCBI's taxonomy places the organism in Eukaryota, Metazoa, Chordata, Lepidosauria, Squamata, Anguidae. The coding region runs from base 1 to 387 and encodes 128 amino acids. The record is from RefSeq and is a predicted model, not a curated record. The transcript is spliced from 4 exons. Gene Ontology annotation, cellular component: cytosol; nucleus.
AUGUCUUUCUCUGGCAAAUAUGAAGCGGAACAUGAAGAAAACUAUGACAGUUUUGUGAAGCGCAUUGGUCUUUCUGCUGACUUAACUGAAAAAGGAAGAAAUGCCAAGGUCGUUACUGAAGUAGUACAAAAUGGAGAUGAAUUCACCUGGUCCCAGAUUUACCCAGGAGGGAAAAUCAUGACUAACAAGUUUGUUAUCGGCAAGGAAUCAGAAAUGGAGACUAUGGGUGGCAAAAAAUUCAAGGCCACAGUUAAAAUGGAAGGUGGAAAAGUGGUUGCUGACUUCCCUAAUUAUCAUCAUACCGCAGAGAUCGCUGAGGGCAAACUAGUAGAGAUUUCUACAGUUGCUGAUGUAACUUACAAGAGAAUCAGCAAGAGGCUGGCAUGA